AUGCAAGAGAUAGAGGAAAAUCCACCACCACCUUUUCCUCAAAGGUUGCAAAAGUCAAAAGAUGAGUCCAAGUACAAAAAAUUCUUAGAUAUCUUGAGCCAGGUGCAUGUGAAUCUACCUUUGAUAGAAGUACUGCAAGAAGUACCUAAAUAUGCCAAGUACGUGAGAGACAUUGUGGCCAACAAAAGAAGGUUGACAGAGUCUGAAACGAUUGCACUUACUGAGGAGUGCAUUGCUAGAGAACAGAGCAAGCUCCCGCCUAAGUUGAAGGAUCCAGGUUGUUUUAUAAUUUCCUUGGCGAUUGGAAAACACGAGGUUGGUAGAGCCUUUUACGAUCUGGGAAUACGCAUUAGUUUGAUGCCACUAUCAAUGUUCAAACAUCUCGAUCUUGGAGCCCCCAAGCCUACUACUAUAACUCUACAACUAACGGAUCAAUCAUUAGCGGUGCCUGAAUGA
This is a messenger RNA of Nicotiana tabacum (common tobacco), 456 nucleotides long. The record is from RefSeq and is a predicted model, not a curated record. Lineage: Eukaryota; Viridiplantae; Streptophyta; Magnoliopsida; Solanales; Solanaceae.